AUGAGCUUUUUCCAUUUCAUGCACUACGCCGCCUUCAAGGAGCGUUACGCCGCUACCUGUGAGGUCAUCGAAGGACCUGUACGGCAGGCGAGCAAAGAGGGUCUGGGGCCUCACCUGCCGUACCUCAUCAACAUAUUGGACGAGCUGCCGGCUGACCCCAAAUCCGAGUACGCGUUUAAUCUCCAUCACUGGUUCCCGGGAUCCCAGGCCAUUGACGAGCUGCGGUACGGCGUGGUGGCUGUCAACGCCUGGGCUGCGGUCUCCGUGGGUCUGGGGUCCUGCACCUGGGGGGCCUUUGCCGGCGACCAGACCGUGGCCGAUGUGGGGUCGGGGUUGGGGCUGGUGGGCAAUCCGUACCUUGUGGAGGGCGUCCAGAAGGCCGUGUGUAGGAUGCCCCUGGAGGGCCAGGCGGUGCCCCGGCCCCCCCACCUGAUGCCGCUCACGCUGGGGCUGAUGCGGGCACUGUGUGGGUUCAUGCAUCACACGCGCUGUCUUCGGUGGACGAUGCUACGUCCCGUGUUUCGAAUGCACCCUCCUUUCCACCCCCGAAAACUACGGCGCAUUGAUACCAUUCUCCUUUUUAACCUGCCUACCUGCAAGGUAACCGCCAACGAUGAAGCAAUAGCCCGGAGGCAUCUGUGCGCUUUAUUGCUAGCGACUAUGCACGCGUACCAACUGCCGCAAGUAACUAACAAACCAACUGAGACAAGACGGAAGCGUAUUAUGAUAUAA
Messenger RNA from Volvox carteri f. nagariensis, 732 nucleotides. RefSeq lists its product as uncharacterized. The coding region runs from base 1 to 732 and encodes 243 amino acids. NCBI's taxonomy places the organism in Eukaryota, Viridiplantae, Chlorophyta, Chlorophyceae, Chlamydomonadales, Volvocaceae. The record is from RefSeq and is a predicted model, not a curated record. The transcript is spliced from 6 exons.